Molecule: messenger RNA, 2985 nt
Organism: Melanotaenia boesemani (Boeseman's rainbowfish)
Lineage: Eukaryota; Metazoa; Chordata; Actinopteri; Atheriniformes; Melanotaeniidae
Gene: prrg1
Product: proline rich Gla (G-carboxyglutamic acid) 1
Exons: 4
Coding region: 439-1071 (210 amino acids)
Cellular component (GO): extracellular region
Molecular function (GO): calcium ion binding
Source: RefSeq, a predicted model, not a curated record
AGGAGGGCCGUCAGCUUAAAUCUUCUGUCGGUCAUUAAAACGCAUCCAAAACUGGAGGCGCACUGAUCCUACAAAUCAUCCUUGCUUGUCCAUACAUUGAGCACUAACUACUUGCAACAAGCUAACCGACACGCAGGCACACGAACGAGAAUAAGCCGCUUAUUGGAGCCCAGAAAACAAUGUUGCUUCCCGUCUUCUUUCUGGUUAUUGUAACGGGGCGGCGGCGCUUUGUUUAGGAUGUUUCCGCUACUCGUUAUCUAUUUCGGUCAACCGCGAGCAGGAUUCCGGUGACACAUUCAUGAGUGUAACACGGAGCAGCAGUCGCCAUUGGUCACUGUCAGUUUAGUCGAGAAUUUCUCAUGUUAACACAACGAACGACGCCCUUUAACUGCUGGCUGUGGAGAAAUAUAAUUCAGCCCAAACACACUGGCAGGAAUCAUGGGAAUGUUCCUGCCAGCAGAUGCAGCCCAUUCGGUGCUGAGGCGGCUGCGGAGGGCAAACUUCAUGCUGGAGGAGAUGAAACCGGGUAAUAUCCAGAGGGAGUGCCGAGAGGAGAUCUGUACCUAUGAGGAGGCCCGUGAAGCUUUUGAAAAUGAAGAGAAGACUAAGCGGUUCUGGGAAGAAUAUGUGAGAGAAAGCAGUCCAUCUGGAGGCUUGGAGACGGUCAUUGGCGGAGUCCACUCUCUUUACCUGAUUGUGCCAUUGCUGGUGAUUUUGUUAGUCAUCGCUGUCGUCGCUAUCACCGUGUGGCGCUGCCACUCCCGUAAGCGCUCACAGCACAGCCCCAGCCUGGGACACUCGCAUCACAGUCGAGUUUUAUCAGUGGUCUCCAUGGACCAGUGGGGGAGGGAUUACCACCACGGUGACCAUUCAGAACUCAGCGUCCACAGCAGCCCAGCCUAUCCAGGCUCUGGGAUUACAAUAGGGAGAGGAAGCACAGGAGACCCACCACCAUCUUAUGAGGAGGCUGUGGGUCAUACAGAUGUCCAGAUAGAAACAGAGCCCCCUCCACAGUAUGAGGAUAUAGUGAACACCAGCUCUACCAGAAUCAGCGGUGGUCCCGGGAAGUAAAGGUGUCUUAAUUACCACCAAAACAGAAGUCCUAACCAACACUAAGACCAUCUUAUUGUUAAGCAGUGCUACUACUGCGGUAUCGCCAACCUUCCCCUUUCAACACACAACAAAAACACUCCUUAACUGUCAGGUCAGUGGACUAAUGCAGUCUUUGGUGGUGCCAGCUCAGAAAUUUGCACUAAUCUUUCAUCACUGAGGUAAGAUGAUGGCAAGGAGGAAGUGAUACUGCAAUACCAAAACCAGUCAUGACCUCUGCAUUUCCUUAAGAUGCAUCGAUGUUAUCAGGCUGUAGGAGAUUAUUUUAGUCAGCCAACAUGACAAAUACUGCAUGUGGUGUGAUGGAAAAAUGGUUUUACAGAAUUAAGAACAGCCAUUCUAAGUGUAUACAGGGGUUGGAUUGAUUUAUUGAAGAUUAGUGCCAACAUUUAUAUCUUCUUGGAACAUCUGAUGUUUUGUACAUAUUUUAAUAUCUUUAAUUUCAGCCACAUUGUCAUGUUUGUUUUUCAAUUUAAAAAUUUUUUAUAUUGCAAUGAAUGCCCAAGCUGCUUAAAUCUGCAAUAAUUCAUGUGGAACCAGCAAGCGGUAUAUACAUUCCAAAAAUUAGUCAGAAUUUGGCACAGUUUUAUGACCAUCUGACCCACAUUUAGUUUUUAGUAAUUAGGUCUGAUUUAGUUAGCCAUCCUCUUCAAGAAAGUGUGAAAAACUUUCAGCAAUCCUUUAAGCUCUUUGCUGAAUUGUGAAAAGACAAAACAAUCGGUGAAGACUUGCAGAGCUGAGUGCACCUGUGUGAUCCUUUUUAUAUGAAUAUCAUCUGAUUAUUUUUUAGCAAACAUGUGUAAUGCAGGUUUAAACAGUUGUUUCUAAACUAAAUGCAUUAGUCCAACUUCAUUAUGCUUGAGAAUAUUCUUGAAAUUGAGAAACCAUCAGCUGUUAAAAGGGGACAUGGUGUGUAUAUGUGUGUAUCUAUGGUUAAAUGCAUGCAGCCCGGCCUGUACAGGUAAGGUUGGAACUCUGUCUGCACUAUUUGUUGACGGUCAGGACUUGGUGGUCCAUGUCAGAGCCUGCUUUAACUGUGAACCCUUCUUCCCUCCCUUAUUCCCCUUUAUGUAAAUGUAACACCCGGUGAUGAUUUGAACUUUAUGGUGUGACGCUUUGAUGAGUUGUGCAGUGACUUACACAGGAACGUGUGGUAGAAAGCAGCAGACACAGAAGCUUUAGGAAAAGAGAUAUCAAGGUGAUGGUUCUGUAUUAAAAUUCACUAUGGAUAAACUCCAUGUUUAGCAUGUGCAAUUUGCCUCUAUACUGUAUACGUGUAUAUAUUGUAUGUUUGAAAGUUAAUGAGUUUUUUUUUUUUUUUUUUUUACUGCAUAGGAAUUCAGUGGAUGCAUUGAUAACAAAUGUAACUGUACUACAGUAGGUUGUGAACAAAUGAAGGCACUUUGUGUUAAAGCUUAAAAUAAGUUUAAUGUGUAGAAGGACAGUCUGGUUUUAUGUCAUCAGCACCACUUUGAGCAAAAUUAUGUAAUUUACUGGAAAAAAAAGUGCUCAUCAAUAUGCAGUUUUGCUGUAUACACUACAAAACCAAAAACACCUGUCAAAUCCUCUGACGCUGAUAAAUGUAACAUAUUUCCUGUCUGAACCUCAGACUUUGAGCACUGAUUACUGCUGUAUUUGUGUCUGAGUUGACCUGUUAACCUCAGCACUUGCUAUGACACUGAACAGAGCUGUGCUGGUAGAGGUAGUCACUUUGGUUAGGUCAGUUGUUGUACUGCUACUUACACAAAGCCCUGUUUCUACAAUGCCUUAUCACACAAAAUGUUAUAUAACAUUAAAUGCAAGGGAACUUAUUAUAGAACCCUGACUUGUGGAAAAGCUUGAAUUAACAUUUAUAAUAAAACAUUUAAAAUGUGC